AUGUUAAAAAUAAAUAAAUUAAUUUCAAAUAAUAUUUGUAGAUUUAAAAACAAUAAUAGUAACAAUGGAUUGGUAGGAGGUUUAAAUAGAUUCUAUUCAAAAUCGUCUGAUUCAGACAACUAUCACAUGACACCAGAGGAUCUGAUUGUAAAUCAAGUCAAGAAUAGUGCCUCUCCAAUGGUCAAAGUCUGUGGAUCCGAUGUCGAUGGUAUUCUACGUGGAAAGUACCUCCAGAAGGAGAAGUUCACCUCUUCCGUAAAAAAAGGUUUCGGAUUCUGCAGUGUCAUUUUUGGCUGGGACUCGAAUGAUGUCACCUACGACAAUGUUAAAUUCACUGGAAACCACACUGGUUAUCCUGACAUCACUGCCAAAGUAGAUUUGUCUUCCUAUCGUCAAGUCCCAUGGGAGAACAACAUUCCAUUCUUUUUAAUCGACUUUUACAAGAACAGCGGAGAGCCUCUCCCCAUAUGUCCAAGAAACUUGCUCAAAAAGGUAAUUGCCGAUUGUCGUGCUGAACAGCUUGAGCCAAUGAUGGGUAUGGAAUUCGAGUGGUACAACUAUGCAGAGACCAACAAGAGCAUCCAACAAAAGAACUUCACCAAGCCAACCCCGCUGACACCAGGAAUGUUUGGAUACAGUAUGAUUCGUAUCUCUGAGAACUCUCGUUACAUGGAGGAUCUGGCCAAUUUGAAGCACUACGGUAUUCCAUUGGAGGGUCUCCACACAGAGACUGGACCAGGUGUCUAUGAAGUGGCCAUCCAGUUCUCCGAGGCAUUGGAAGCAGCUGACCGUGCCAUUCUCUUCAAGUUGUCGGCGAAGGAAAUCGCAGCCAAACUCGGAAUCAUGGCAAGUUUCAUGGCGAAACCAUCGGUUGAUUUGCCAGGUUGCAGUGGACAUAUGCAUCAAAACUUUGCGACUCUCGACAAAUCAGUGAAUCUCUUUAUCGAUAAGGACAAUCCCGAUGAGAUGAGUCCAAUGUUUAAGAGCUUCAUUGCCGGUCAGUUGGAGUUGCUACCAGAGUUCUUGCCAUUCUUUGCACCGACAAUCAACAGCUACAAGCGUCUGGUCGAUGGAUACUGGGCACCAACCACCCCAACCUGGUCCUAUGACAAUCGUACCGUCGCCAUUAGAGUUAUCAAGGGCGGAAAGGCAAUGCGUUCAGAGUUCAGAGUGACCGGAUCCGAUGUCAAUCCAUACAUUGCUAUUGCAGCAUCGUUCGCAGCAGGUCUCUACGGUGUCAAGAACAAGUUGGAACUCAAGUCAAAGCCAGUCAUAGGAAACAGUUACGAUCUCUACAAACAAGGAUUGGUCACUCGUCUACCAAGAACCCUAAGUGAAUCGACCGAACUCCUUGCCAAAUCAAAGAUUGCCAAGGAGAUAUUAGGUGAGGAAUUCGUAGAUCACUUUGUAAAUACUAGACGUUGGGAAUACCGUCAAUUCAAUCAUCAAGUUCACCGUUGGGAACAUGAAAGAUAUUUUGAAAUCAUAUAA
Heterostelium album PN500 is the source of this 1491-nucleotide messenger RNA. It is a transcript of the gene glnA2, whose product is annotated as glutamine synthetase family protein. Lineage: Eukaryota; Evosea; Eumycetozoa; Acytosteliales; Acytosteliaceae. The record is from RefSeq and is a predicted model, not a curated record. Gene Ontology annotation, molecular function: glutamine synthetase activity. The coding region runs from base 1 to 1491 and encodes 496 amino acids. The transcript has a single exon.